Molecule: messenger RNA, 1530 nt
Organism: Nicotiana tabacum (common tobacco)
Lineage: Eukaryota; Viridiplantae; Streptophyta; Magnoliopsida; Solanales; Solanaceae
Product: aspartic proteinase CDR1-like
Cellular component (GO): extracellular region
Source: RefSeq, a predicted model, not a curated record
CUCUCAUAGUCAUGAAAAUGAAUACUAAAGCUAGUACUCUCUUUCCUACAUUUGUCUUCUUAGCUAUUUUUCACCUUUCUUUGGUUUUUUGUCGCAAAAUAAUAAGCAAUUGUGAUGGAAGUGGCUUCACUCUUGAUCUUAUCCAUCGCGAUUCUCCUCUUUCGCCUUACUACAACCCAUCAAUUACUCAUUCAAAACGCCUACGAAACGCCUUCCUUCGAUCAUUUUCAAGGGAAUCUUUUUUCAAGAAAAGUAAUGAUACAAUCCAAUCGGAUAUUAUUCCGAUCCCAGGAGAAUAUCUCAUGAAAAUUUCCAUUGGAACUCCACCAUUUGAAAUUGUAGCCAUAGCUGAUACUGGUAGUGACUUAACAUGGACACAAUGUAAGCCUUGCACUAAUUGUUUCAAACAAACAGCCCCUAUUUUUGAUUCCAGAAAAAGCUCUACAUAUAAAACCAUAGGGUGUAAUGCUGAAGAAUGUGCAUUACUAGGGACUUCUUCUUGUGUUAGAGGAAAUAUUUGUGAAUAUCAAAUGAGUUAUGGUGACCAAUCACAAACUAUUGGUGAUCUUGCUUUUGAAAAAUUCACAUUUCCUUCUACUUCUGGAAAUAAUGUUUCCAUUCCUAAUGUUGUGUUUGGUUGUGGUCAUGACAAUAGUGGCACAUUCAAUAAUUAUACUUCUGGUAUUAUUGGCUUAGGUGGUGGUGAAGUCUCAAUUGUCAACCAAUUGGAUAAACAAAUCAAAGGGAAAUUCUCUUAUUGUUUAAUCCCAAUAGAAUUACAAUCAUCUAUUUCCAAUGCCACAAGUCACAUCAACUUUGGUAAUAGUGCCACUGUAUCUGGUCGUGACGUCGUUUCAACUCCCCUGAUAAAAAAAGAACCGUCCACGUUCUACUAUCUAAAUUUGGAAGGUAUCACCGUUGGGAAUAAGAGGGUGGAAUUCAAAUCUUCCAACCUUGCUUCUUCUAAUGCUUUUGAUGGUGAUGAAGGUAACAUUAUAAUUGAUUCUGGUACGACGUUGACUUUUUUACCUAAUGAUUUUUACUUGAAUUUGGAGUCGAUAUUGUUGGAAUCGAUCAAUGCUACUAGGAUUGAUGAUCCUUCGGGCACUUUUGGUAUCUGUUACGAGUCUAAGAAUGGUACUAUUGAUGCUCCCAAAAUUGUCGCGCAUUUUACUGAUGCAGAUUUAGUGUUGGCGCCUUCGAGCACUUUUGCAGAAGUAGAGGAAGGUUUGGUUUGUCUUACAUUAGUACCAGCAGAGCAAAUUGCUAUUUUUGGAAACUUGGCACAGGCCAAUUUCCUAAUUGGAUAUGAUCUUGUUGAUAACAAAGUCUCUUUCAAGCCUACAGAUUGCACUAAGUACUAAAGAUUUAGUUAAAGGUUGAAAAAUUAUGUAAUGAAUUUGGCUUGGCUAGGUAGUGUUAUUUUAUAUAUCUUCUACGUUUGUUGGUCGAUCUUUUAAUGUCAUUUUCAGUUUCAAAUGUUGUUGAUCAAUUCUUAUGACUUAUAUUUACUUCAGUCUGAUCCUUACU